Castor canadensis (American beaver) is the source of this 1270-nucleotide messenger RNA. The record is from RefSeq and is a predicted model, not a curated record. Lineage: Eukaryota; Metazoa; Chordata; Mammalia; Rodentia; Castoridae.
GCUCAGUGCUUGCGGGUGCCUCUAGUUUGAGGCCUGCCCAGUUACGGGCAGGAGUCGGGUAGGGCCCGGGCGGCGCCGCUUCUCCGCCCGCGACCCAGAAAGGCAUUGACCAACACUUCUCAGAUGAAUUUGACCAUUGAAUAGAAGACUUGAAUGUUGAAUUUCUAUCUUGUUUGGAGCAAUGCUGAAAUUCCAGGAGGCUGCCAAGUGUGCAGGUGGACCCACACCCAUUUCCAUUCCUCCAAAGUCCUUGAUUGCAAGAAGAUACAUGCUUCAAGAGAAACUUGGCAGUGGAAGUUUUGGAACUGUCUAUCUGGUUUCAGACAAGAAAGCCAAACAAGGAGAAGAAUUAAAAGUGCUGAAGGAAAUCUCUGUUGGAGAACUAAAUCCAAAUGAGACUGUGCAGGCCAAUUUGGAAGCCCAGCUCCUUUCCAAGCUGGACCAUCCAGCCAUUGUCAAGUUCCACGCAAGCUUUGUGGAGCAAGAUAAUUUCUGCAUAAUCACAGAGUACUGUGAGGGUCGAGAUCUGGACUAUAAAAUUCAGGAAUACAAGGAAGCUGGAAAAAUCUUUCCAGAAAAUCAGAUAAUAGAAUGGUUUAUUCAGCUGUUGCUGGGAGUUGACUACAUGCAUGAGAGGAGGAUACUACAUCGAGACUUGAAAUCAAAAAAUAUAUUUCUGAAAAAUAAUCUACUCAAAAUUGGGGACUUUGGGGUUUCUCGACUCCUAAUGGGAUCCUGUGACCUGGCCACAACUUUAACUGGAACUCCCCAUUACAUGAGUCCUGAGGCCCUAAAACACCAAGGCUACGACACAAAGUCAGACAUCUGGUCACUGGCAUGCGUGCUGUAUGAGAUGUGUUGCAUGAAGCAGGCAUUCACUGGCUCCAAUUUCUUGUCCAUUGUUUUAAAAAUUGUCGAAGGUGACACGCCUUCACUUCCUGUGAGAUAUUCAAGAGAAUUAAACACUAUCAUGAAAAGCAUGUUGAACAAGAACCCUUCAUUGAGACCAUCUGCUAUAGAAAUAUUAAAAAUCCCUUACAUUGACAAACAACUACAGCACCUGAUGUGUAGAUAUUCAGAAAUGACUCUAGAAGACAAGAAUUUGAAUUAUCAAAAGGAGGCUGCUCAUAUAGUUAAUGCCAUGCAAAAAAAGAUCCACCUGCAGACUCUGCAGGCACUGUCUGAAGUGCAGAAAAUGACGCCAAGAGAGAGAAUGCGGCUGGGAGCGAAGCUCCAGAGGCCUGAUGAGGAAAGCCGAGAACUGAAGUAA